GCCACGCCGGUCACCCAUGCGCUGCGCUGGCCUUGGGGGGCUGAGCGGGUUGUCCGAAUGCUGCGAUUCCGAGGGGACAUCUUGGACGAUCUGGUCACUCCGAUGUUUCACCGCAAGGGCGCGUGGACCAUCCGGGCCACGAUCCCCCUAGUCCUACAGCCGCUGAUGCUUGUAGCCGAGCCCACCAACAUCAAGGCAGUGCUGUCGACCAGCUUCGCUGACUGGGGUGUUGGACCUCGCCGUCUGAAACAGUUCGGGCCUUUUCUUGGGCUGGGCAUCUUCACUGCCGAUGGACAUUCGUGGUCUUCCUCGCGCGGGCUCCUACGACCCGUCUUUUCGCGCCACCAGGUGUCCGAUCUUGAGUUUACCCGCCGCCAUGUCGACCGGCUACUGGAUUGCCUCGGCGGCGGCGAAAACUCAUCCUCAGCGAACGGUUGGACGGAAUGGGUCGACACAAUGCCCGUGAUCUAUCGUUUCACCCUGGACGCGGCGACCGAGUUCCUGUUCGGCGAAAGUGUCGACAGCCAGCUGCGGCCCGGCGCUGCGUCGGACCGCCGUAAUGUCUUCGAACAGGCGUUCGAGGCCUCGUCACUCGGUGUUGGGGGACGCAUGCGCCUAGGCGCCUUCUAUUGGGUGCUGAACAACGCGGGAUUUCGUCGUGCCUGUCGCCUCUGUCGCGCCUAUGUGACUGGCUUCGUGGACCGUGCUCUUGGCCUGCCCCAUAAGAAGGAGAAGACGUCUCAGCGCGGGCUCUUCCUGCGCCAGUUAUCUGAGUUCACGCAGGACCGUGUGCUGAUUCGCGACCAGCUGCUCCAGCUCCUAUUUGCGGGCCGCGACACCACGGCCACGCUCAUCUCCUUCGCUCUGCUCUGUCUGGCCCGCGACCCCGUUGCCUGGUCCAAGCUACGUGCCGAAGUCCUCGAGCACUCCGCCGACACCCUCAGCUUCGAGUCUCUCAAGUCCUGUGCCUACCUGCAAGCCGUUCUCUCGGAGACUCUACGACUGUACCCGCCCAUUCCCAUAAACACACGCCAGGCUUUGCGUGACACUGUUCUGCCCGUCGGUGGCGGCCCACACGGCGACCAGCCCGUGGCCAUCCCCAAGGGUACAACUCUCACCUACAGUGUUUAUGUGAUGCACCGGCGCACAGACAUCUGGGGCCAGGACGCAGCCGAGUGGCGUCCGGAGCGAUGGCAAGGAUUAAAGGGCGGGUUCCACUAUCUGCCCUUCAACGCGGGCCCGCGACAUUGUCCGGGUCAGCAAUUUGCUCUCACAGAAGCAGCAUACACCUUGGCACGACUGGCGCAGUCCUUUGACGGACUCGAGUGUCCCGACCCGACGGAGCCGAUCCAGAAGACACUCGGCAUCACGGUGCAACCCACGAAGGGGGUUGAGGUGAGAUUUCACCGGGAGGCG
Messenger RNA from Aspergillus steynii IBT 23096, 1416 nucleotides. Its product is annotated as cytochrome P450. Lineage: Eukaryota; Fungi; Ascomycota; Eurotiomycetes; Eurotiales; Aspergillaceae. The annotation marks the transcript as partial. The record is from RefSeq and is a predicted model, not a curated record. Gene Ontology annotation, molecular function: monooxygenase activity; heme binding; oxidoreductase activity, acting on paired donors, with incorporation or reduction of molecular oxygen. The transcript has 2 exons.